This is a messenger RNA of Gasterosteus aculeatus aculeatus (three-spined stickleback), 3149 nucleotides long. NCBI's taxonomy places the organism in Eukaryota, Metazoa, Chordata, Actinopteri, Perciformes, Gasterosteidae. The record is from RefSeq and is a predicted model, not a curated record.
CUCGGACUGCUUACCUGCCAAGGUGAGACGGGCAUUACAGGUGAAUUCAGUACCGGUUACCUGAUCGUUUGUUCUAGGGAGGAGCCUGAUAAUGUUGAGCUGACCCAGAACUGGACCCAGUCCACGACCAGUUCCGGGUCUCUGUCCAGGGCCUGGGAUUUUGAUGCAGUGACCGAAAAAACCCAACUGCUGAAGAAGAAGAAGAAGGGGCAGAAGGGGCAGAAGGGGCGUGGCUACGGGAUCUUCCUCCUGCACACUGUGGCCUGCAGCUUUGGGCCGUACUUCUUGUGUGGAACUCUCUGGCUCCUUCUGCAUGAAGUAUUCAUGUUCGCUGUGCCACAGGUGCUCAGUCUGCUGCUGGCCUUCAUCAGCGAUGAAGACGCUGCCAUGUGGAAGGGCUUCCUGUUCUGCUCACUGCUCUUCCUGCUCUCCUGCCUGCAGUCGCUGCUCCACCAUCAGUAUAUGUUCCACUGCUUCAGCGUGGGGAUGAGGCUGAAGACCGCGCUCAUAGGCCUCGUCUACCGGAAGUGCCUGCUGCUGAGCAGCGCCGCUCGCCGUCGCGGUGAUGUGGGAGAGAUCAUUAACUUGGUCUCAGCCGACACUCAGAAGCUGAUGGACUUUGUGGUUUACUUCAACAGCCUGUGGGUCACGCCCAUCGAGAUCACACUGUGCUUCUACUUCCUGUGGCAGCUCCUCGGCCCUUCUGCUCUUGCUGGUAUCGUCCCCGUGGUUCUGAUUGUUCCUCUGAAUGGAUUGAUCGCCAAGAUGAGAAGCAAACUUCAGGAGAUUCAGAUGAAGUUCACGGAUGGUCGUCUCAAACUGAUGAACGAGAUUCUGAGCGGCGUGAAGAUCCUCAAGUUCUACGCCUGGGAGGACGCUUUCCUUCGCCGAAUCGGCGUCCUGAGAGAUGGAGAACUGGAGACCCUGAAAAUGUCUCAGGUCCUCCACUCAGUCUCUCUGGCCUCCUUCAACUCCUCCUCCUUCUUGAUCGCCUUGUCUGUGUUUGCGGUCUACGUGACGAUCGAUGACAGAAACCUUCUGGACGCUCAAAAGAUCUUUGUGUCCGUCGCUCUGAUCAACAUCCUGAAGACUCCUCUGAGCCAACUUCCCUUCGCCAUGAGCGCCACCAUGCAGGCCGUCGUCUCGCUCAGACGUUUGGGAAACUUCCUGAGUCAAGACGAGCUGAAGGGCGACAGCGUGGAGAGACUUCCUCGCAGCUCCGACGGAGACGCCGUGAGGAUCGAGGACGGCUGGUUCUCCUGGACUUGCGACGGGCCGCCGUGUCUGCAGGGGAUCAGCGUGAAGGUGAAGCCGGGCUCCCUGGUGGCCGUGGUUGGCCAUGUUGGUUCUGGGAAGUCUUCUCUACUGUCGGCCAUGUUGGGGGAGAUGGAGAGGAGGAGUGGCUCGAUCUCCAUCAAGGGCUCGGUGGCCUACGUCCCGCAGCAGGCUUGGAUCCAGAACGCCUCUCUGAAGGACAACAUCCUGUUUGGACGGGAGAAGAAAGAAAGCUGGUACCUCCGAGUGCUGGAGGCCUGCGCUCUGCUGCCGGACCUGGAGAUGCUGCCUGCCGGGGACGGCACCGAGAUCGGGGAGAAGGGUCUGAACCUCUCCGGGGGUCAGAGGCACCGGGUCAGUCUGGCUCGGUCUGUUUACAGGAGAUCAGAUGUUUACCUGCUGGACGACCCGCUGUCGGCCGUCGAUGCCCACGUGGGACAACACAUCUUUGAUAGAGUCAUUGGACCCAGAGGUCUCCUCAAAGAGAAGACUCGGGUGCUGGUGACUCACGGCCUCAGCUUCCUGUCCAAAACCGACCUCAUCCUGGUCAUGUUGGAGGGCCACAUCUCAGAGAUGGGCUCCUACAAGGACCUGAUGGACAGGAAAGGAAACUUUGCCAAAUUCAUCCACGCCUUCAACGGGAAGCGGCGCAGGGGAAGCUCCGCCUCCAGAGGGAGCUCCGCCUCCAGGGACAAGAGUAAGACAUGCGUAGGCAGCAGGAAGUCGGCGUCCCGUCUCUCUGAGCUCUCUAUCGAUCUUCCACAGAAGCAACUGAUCAGCGGUGGUGCCACUGUUCAUCUGAUGGAGGUUGUUGAGCUGAGUGAGGCGGACAAGGCUCACACUGGACGGGUUAAGCUGCAGAUGUACCGGGAGUACUUCCGGACCGUGGGCCCGACCAUCAUCGCCGCCAUCGUCUUCCUCUGUGCCUUCCAGCAGGCCGCCUCGCUCGCCUACAGCUACUGGCUGAGCCUGUGGGCCGACGAGCCGGCGCUCAACGCCACGCGGAGCCACCAGCUGAGGCUGGGCGUGUUCGCCGCCCUGGGCCUCACGCAGGGUGCGGCCAUGUUUGGGACCACGCUAGCCAUUGCCUUGGGCGGCAUCGUGGCGUCCCGCCACCUCCACGCCGACCUCCUCCUCAGCGUGCUGCGCUCGCCCGUCUCCUUCUUCGAGGCGACGCCCAGCGGGAACCUCCUGAACCGCUUCUCCAAGGAGGUGGACGCCAUCGACUGCAUGAUCCCCGACGGGCUGAAGAUGAUGCUGGGCUACCUCUUUAAGCUCCUGGAGGUCUGCGUCGUCCUGUUGCUGGCCACGCCCCUCACCGGGCUGGUGCUCCUCCCCCUCGCCUGCAUCUACAUCUUCAUACAGAGCUUCUACGUGGCGUCCUCAUGUCAGCUGCGGCGUCUGGAGGCCGUGAGCCGCUCGCCGGUCUACAGCCACCUCAACGAGACGGUGCAGGGCGCCGCCGUGGUGCGGGCCUUCGGCGAGCAGGGCCGCUUUGUGCUGGAGGCCGACCGCCGCGUUGACCGCAACCAGGAGGCCUACUUUCCUCGCUUCGUCGCCACCAGGUGGUUGGCGGUGAAUCUCGAGUUUCUGGGGAACCUUCUGGUUCUGGCUGCAGCCGUCCUGUCGGUUAGAGGUCGAGAUCAUCUGAGCCCCGGCAUCGUGGGACUAGCAGUGACCCACUCGCUCCAGGUUACUGGGAUCCUCAGCUGGAUCGUUCGAUCCUGGACCGACGUGGAGAACAACAUCGUGUCGGUGGAGCGAGUCAAAGAGUACGACAGCACCGACAAAGAGGUCUGCUGCGUCCUCCUUUAACUCCCACAGGUGUCUUCUAGUUCAUUUCUUUACCAUGACCCCCCCCCCCCCCCCAGGGA